CGGUGGUAAGCUCGCCGGCGAACAUGGCGCGGGUGGAGAAGCGCGCCGCGAGCACGGCUACUGUGGCGGCAGAGAGGCCGGCUGGGUCGCUCAAUCGGAGGCCGCUCUACUUCGCCGCCUUCCUGCUGCUCGCCGACGCCGCGCUCGUCGCCCUCAUCAUCGCCUUCGUCCUGUACACCAAGAUCGACUGGGACGCCUACAUGUCUCAGGUGGAUGCUUUCCUGGAGGGAGAGAGGGACUACACAAAGAUCGAGGGGGACACGGGGCCACUGGUCUACCCGGCUGGCUUCCUCUACGUCUACUCUAGCAUUAGGUUCAUCACCGGCGGCCAAGUCUUUCCUGCUCAGAUUUUGUUCGGCAUCCUGUACAUUGUCAACCUGAGCCUUGUUCUGUUACUUUACGUCAAGACUGAAGUGCUUCCAUGGUGGGCUUUAGGUUUGCUUUGCUUGUCCAAGAGAGUCCACUCCAUCUUUGUGCUCCGCCUUUUCAACGAUUGCUUUGCUAUGACAUUGCUCCAUGCUGCCAUGGUUUUGAUUAUGUAUCACAAGUGGUUCCUUGGUCUAAUAGUUUUCAGCGGGGCUGUCUCAAUUAAGAUGAAUGUCCUUCUUUUUGCCCCAUCUUUGCUUCUACUGAUGUUGAAGACCAUGAGCAUCAAAGGAGUCUUCUUUGCCUUGUUAGGAGCUGCUGCAGUACAGGUUUUGUUGGGUUUGCCAUUUUUGCUGCCACAUCCAGUUGAGUACAUCUCAAGAGCAUUCAAUCUCGGCCGUGUCUUCAUCCAUUUCUGGUCUGUCAACUUUAAAUUUGUCCCUGAGAAGUUGUUUGUAUCUAAAGAGCUUGCUGUUGCAUUACUGAUUCUUCACCUCACUACCCUUAUGGUAUUUGCACACUACAAGUGGUUAAAACAUGAAGAAGGCCUAUUCGAUUUCUUGCAUUUGAGAUUUAAAGACGCUACAUCAAUUCAACAACUUAUUUCCUGCAAGCCCAGACCAUCACCUCUCAGUAAAGAACAUAUUGUAACUGUUAUGUUUGUUGGCAACUUCAUCGGCAUUGUGUGCGCCCGAUCAUUACAUUACCAAUUCUAUUCAUGGUACUUCUAUUCAUUGCCUCUUCUUUUGUGGAAAACACAUUUUCCAACACCUUUGAGGAUCAUUUUUUUUCUCGGUGUGGAACUCUGCUGGAAUAUUUAUCCUUCUACGACCUAUUCAUCGCUGCUUUUGCUAUUUUUGCACAUCUCCAUUUUGUUCGGUAUAUGGUAUUCACCUACUGAGUACCCCUAUAUCAAUAAAAGGACUUAACAUAUUAACAAGUUGAGCAAGGCAAAUAUGAGGCUUCCCUGCAGAAUUGUUUAAUCUUUUGAUGUUGCAGUAGUCAUUUUUUUUGUACCAAUAUAAACAACAAUGUCAAGGGCUUCUGGAAAUCCAGAGAUAUAUUUUGGCAUGCCAAUACUCUAGUCGGCCCAAGAUUUCUGGAGUAGCAUUUAUAGUCCCAGACAUACCAAAUAUGUACCAUGUGUAACUUCUUAACAGAGAUGAAAAUAGCUACUCGAA
This is a messenger RNA of Phragmites australis (common reed), 1547 nucleotides long. RefSeq names its product dol-P-Man:Man(5)GlcNAc(2)-PP-Dol alpha-1,3-mannosyltransferase-like. The coding region runs from base 24 to 1295 and encodes 423 amino acids. The transcript has 13 exons. NCBI's taxonomy places the organism in Eukaryota, Viridiplantae, Streptophyta, Magnoliopsida, Poales, Poaceae. The record is from RefSeq and is a predicted model, not a curated record. Gene Ontology annotation, molecular function: dol-P-Man:Man(5)GlcNAc(2)-PP-Dol alpha-1,3-mannosyltransferase activity. Gene Ontology annotation, cellular component: endoplasmic reticulum.